AUGGAGAUAGAUUGGGGGAACUUAGAUGUUAAUCUUUUAAGUUUAAUUUUUGAUAAGCUAGUAGAAUGUGUAGAUCACAUCUAUUUUAGUGCGGUAUGUAAAAAUUGGUAUUCUAUUGCGAAGUAUAAUUAUCAAAAUCGACAAAUACAAAAUAAUGUAUUGCCGAUGUUAAUGAUUCCCACAAGAAGAAGGUGCAGAACAAAAAGAAGUUUAUAUGGGAUUUCAUUAAAAACAGAUUACAACUUCAAACUAUCUGUACCUUAUAACAAGAGACUUUGUGGUUCAAGUCAUGGUUGGGUAGCUAAGGUGGAUUAUAGUUCUAAGGCUAUCCUUAUAACACUCCUCAAUCCUUUUAAAGAUGCGGUAUCCAUCAUUUUACCACCUAUCUAUUUCAUGAAUACGUGUAGAAGAAAAAAACGUUAUGAGUAUGAUGUGCAUAAGGUUAUUUUGUCUACUAAUCCUACAUUUAAGCCGCACGAUUAUGUAGUUGUAGCCAUUUAUAAUAUGCGUAAGUGUCUUGCUUUCUUAAAAGCUGGACAAAAUAAUUGGACUUAUAUUGAUGAUAUUUUUCCUCUACUCAAUGAUGUUAUAUUCUACAAAGACCUAGUCUAUGUCGUGGGACUCCAGAAUAACAUUGUCUCUUUUGAUUUGUCUUAUUUAAAUGAUGAAAAGGUAAUUCCCAAAGUUGUUUUUUUGAAGGAGGGUGAUUAUGCUGAGCGAACUUAUCUUGUAAAAUCAUUGGAAGGAGACUUAUGGCUUGUAAGAAAAUUUAUUGGAUUUCCCGGGGACGAAGAUGAUGAAUAUAAUAUCGAACCUAGUAGUGGUACAGAAAGAUUCGAAGUAUAUAACUUGGAAUUGGAUCUUCAAACAGGUGAACUUAUACAAAUGUUAAAAAUUGAUAGUUUGGGAGACAAUGUCUUAUUCGUAGGUGACAGUGAUUCUGUUGCCGUGUCAGCUUCAUAUUUCUCUAGUUGUCUCCAAAAGGAUUCAAUUUAUUAUACAGACGAUUUUUACGGAGACGUGCCACCUUACCCAAAUGGACCAUUUGAUAUGAAAAUUUACAAUAUAAACGAGAAAAGAUUUAGUCAGCACUGUCCUUUUUACCCUUGGUUUAAACGAAUGCCACCUGCAGUAUGGAUUAUUCCACCAUUUCAAUGGGAUUGA
Molecule: messenger RNA, 1164 nt
Organism: Vicia villosa (hairy vetch)
Lineage: Eukaryota; Viridiplantae; Streptophyta; Magnoliopsida; Fabales; Fabaceae
Product: F-box protein SKIP23-like
Exons: 1
Coding region: 1-1164 (387 amino acids)
Source: RefSeq, a predicted model, not a curated record